Molecule: messenger RNA, 6107 nt
Organism: Danio aesculapii
Lineage: Eukaryota; Metazoa; Chordata; Actinopteri; Cypriniformes; Danionidae
Gene: nrarpb
Product: NOTCH regulated ankyrin repeat protein b
Exons: 2
Coding region: 399-734 (111 amino acids)
Cellular component (GO): cytoplasm
Molecular function (GO): protein binding; enzyme inhibitor activity; phosphatase regulator activity
Source: RefSeq, a predicted model, not a curated record
UGUAUAUAAGGAACAUUUCAGUGCAGUCUAAUAAAGCACAGAGAAUGUCUCCGCCCCCGAAAGACCAGCUUCAUGACGCGCUUUUGUUAUUCAGAUGAGCCGCAAUAGGCGGAAUCUCACCGCACACAGCCGACAGUCAGAGCUCAACACGCGGACCAGUAGCCACUCAACACCCGCUCAACGCCCGCUCGUGGGAACCGCAGAGGUAUCGGAGCGCCACAUGCAGUAUGGACUAGUCUACUGAAAUUCCCUGGAGUGUAUGAGAGUUUAUAUAAAUAUAAAGCGGAACGUAAGCUAAAGGAAAUUGGGAGUUAAAAUUUUCCUGAAAUUGAGUGUGUUUGGGAGAAGACCUGGCUUAUUUUCCUCGUUCAGAAACGUUUGGUCAACCUGCUGAAAUCAUGAGUCAGGCGGACAUGACUUGCUCUGCGCGUCAAAGAGUGUUUCAGGAAGCGCUCAGGAAGGGAAACACUAAGGAACUUCACUCUCUCCUGCAAAACAUGACAAACUGUGAAUUUAACGUCAACUCUUUCGGACCCGAGGGACAGACGGCGCUGCACCAGUCCGUGAUAGACGGCAACCUGGAGUUAGUAAAGCUGCUGGUCAAGUUCGGCGCGGACACCCGUCUGGCCAACAGGGAUGGAUGGAGCGCCCUGCACAUAGCAGCGUUUGGUGGACAUCAAGACAUCGUGCUUUACCUCAUCACACGGGCGAAAUACUCAUCAAGCGCGCUCUGAGGCAAUCAAAGAAGAUAUUAGUAUGACGCCGUACCUUUAAAGCCUAUUUGACCCACUUCGUGCCAAAGUAAAAGACAGCUUGUUUGUGAUGUAAACGUGUUUAGGAAAUUGAUUUAGGCACAGAUGAAUUCGAAUCCAAAAGGCUAUUGUUUUGAUAAUGUUGGGUUGGUACAAUGUCAUGGAUGUGGUCUGCCAACUUUCAAUGCGUGAUGAAAAUGAUCACAGUGGAAUUUAUAGAUUCAAAAAACAAACCAGUGAGAAAACCAGUGGUGACUAGACUCAGGGUGCGAAUUAUGAUGAUUCGGGAUGGUGUGACUACUUAAGUUCUCAAAAUCAAAACAAGGAUGGUUUAUAUAGAUUUGAAAAUGUUUUGCAACCCCAACAAGUUACAAUAUGCGCUUAAAAUAGUUUUGGAAAGUCUAGUUGGUUCCACGAAGAGAGUGAUUCAUUGAACCUUUUCAUUCCACAAAAGUUUCUUUACAGUUUUUUUUAGAUCGGUGGUUCCCAAAGUGGGGGUGGAAAAAACUCUGGGAUUUCCAAAAAUUUUAUUAAACUAUUAGAAUUACUAUAUUUUAUCUAUAAACUAGUGGAGAACAAAGUAGCAGUUAAUAGUAACAUUGUUAACAUGUUAAUACACUGUAAAACCCAAAAAGUUAAGGUAACUCAAACCAUUUGAGGAAACCGAUUGCAACAAACAAUUUAAGUUCAAAAGCUAAUUAUAAUGAGUACUGUGAACUUAAUCCAUUUGAGUAAAUGAAGCAAUUUAAGCACUGAAAACUCAAUAAAUGAAGAGAACUAUAACCAACUGAGUACUGUAAAAGUUAAGGCAACUCAAACCGUUUGAGAAAACCGAUUGCUACAAACCAUUUGAGUUAAAACUAAUCUAUAUGAGUACUGUGAACUUACUCCAUUUAAGUUGAAGUAAUGAGGUAUUUAAUUAACUCAUUAACUUCAGCACUGAGUUCAAAACAGUUUUCAAACGAGUAGAAUUAACUUUCAGUACAUUUUGACUCAUUUCAUUUGCUAAAGUUAACUGUUGGGUUUUACAGAGUAAACUUUAAAAAACACAUUCAGAUAUAAAGCUAUCAGCUUUUCAAAUUUUUUUUGUGACCCCUGAGGUGAUUACAUUUUAUUAAAGACACAGCAAUUGCAUCAGAUUUUAUGGCACCAGUAUAAACUUUCUGAAACCUUUACAGCACUCGCAUACAUUAAAAAUAAAAACAGCCCACUACUGAACAUGUAGGACGGUCUCUUGAGUGGUGUUCUCCAAAAUUAAACGAUUAAUAGACUUGGGCUUAUUGGUAUGUGUGCAAGAUUUAUAUAUGUAUAACCACCUCAGAGAAUAUUGGGUGUCGCAAGUCACUGGCAUUGUUAUUUCGGGGGUCGCGUGCUGAAAAGUUUAGGAACCCCUGCUUUAGAUCAUUAAAAAGUUUUACUGAAAGCUUCUUUGUGGAACCAAAAAAAUAUACAUUUUCUAAAAGAGUGGUUUGCAGUGAUGUCUUUGGUCAAUGGUUCCUAAAAAGUCCAUUAAUUUCUAAUGUGAGCAACAUUUCAAUGAUUUUAAGAGCAUUUCCCUUUUUAAGAAACAUUUUAUGGAUUGAAAAGGUCCCAUGGAACCACUGAUUCCAAACAAAGAACCUUUAUUUUUUAGGAGUAUAUGGCAUUGCUGCAAAAACUCAACUUGGGAACUUCUAUUUUUGUAAGUGUACCACAAAGUCAAGUUUAUAAAACACAACUAUAUUUACAUAUAGAUAGUAGACAUUUCAGUGUUUUAACAUGAUUGACCACUUCGAUAACCACAUCUCAAACUCAAAAUAACAUUCAUUUUUUUUACAAAGUCAACCACCCCGAAUGCCAAGAAAUAAUUUGCACACUGCCUAGGAUGAGAUAAAUAUUCAUAAUGUACACAUUCACUCUGCAUUUCGUCAAGAUACCUCAAGUGUAAUGCAUCAUAAAAGUGACAUUUUAAUGUUGGUCAUCGAGGUCAUCUCUCGGCUCUCGAACUGAGACGUUUUCCUGCCAGACACGACCAAAUCUGACUGCAUUUUGGCACUGGUGUGUCACAAUCAAUACAUUUCUUUUUGAGUUGAUCCACACAUUUCAAGCCACACAUUGCUGUAUUGUAAUUCGGAAGUCGAGCAAAUCCAUAGAUCAGCGUCAGUAGAUGGCACUGUAUCCUAAAGCACAUUGGCCUCGUCUUCCUUGACCCCUCGUCAACUCAGGCAAGACGCGGUGAGGUGUUAAUAUGUCAUGACUUUUGAGACGCUUCAAAGCCAGUAUGGAAUUAUGCAUCACUUAUACUUGAGAAUGUUUUAAAUAUUGCACUGAUGGCUGUUUUUGAUGAGUUGUUGGUUUCACGCCAACUUUUAAAGAUACUAUUUUUCUAAAUGGAAAAAAAAGCAAUUCUUAAUGUAUGGAAGCUCCAGGGUGGAUUUCACUCAUUCUUUGCAAAGGCUUUUAUUAUGCCUGUGGGUUGAAUUACUGUAUGUGUAAUCACCAGCGCAAUCUCACAUCGAUUCGUAACUUUUUGAUUUAGUGGCUAAUUCGUAUGAAUUUGUGCGAUCUCAUUUGUACACUCUAAAAAGCGUUUAGUUACUGUAUGAUUAAAUCUGCUGCCUUAAAAGCGACAGUUUGACUCUACUUAAAAAAAUGAGUAAAAACGUAAUUUCCAAUGGUUAUGUUUGACGUCAUUUUUUAUAUUAUGCACGUAGCAAAUUUACUUACGUUUUUGUCACAUGAUUUUCUCAUUUGUAUACUCGAAAAAGCGAUUAGUUACGUAUGAGUAAACCUGUUGCCUUAAAAGUGACAGUUUGACUACUUAAUAAAAUGAGUAAAAACGUAACUUCGAAUGGCUAUGUUUGACGUCAUUUUUUAUAUUACGUGCGUAGCAAAUUUACUUAUGUUUUUGUCACACGAUUUUCUCAUUUUUAUACUCUAAAAAUCGAUUAGUUAAUGUAUGAGUAAACCUGUUGCCUUAAAAGCGACAGUUUGACUCUACUUAAUAAAAUGAGUAAAAACGUAACUUCGAAUGGUUAUGUUGACUUAAUUUUUUUAUUACGCGCUAGCAAAUUUACUUACGUUUUUCUGACACGAUUUUCUCAUUUGUAUACUCUAAAAAUCGAUUAGUUAAUGUAUGAGUAAACCUGUUGCCUUAAAAGCGACAGUUUGACUACUUAAAUGAGUAAAAACGUAACUUCGAAUGGUUAUGUUGACUUAAUUUUUUUUAUUACGCGCGUAGCUAAUUUACUUACGUUUUCUGGCACGAUUUUCUCAUUUGUAUACUCUAAAAAGCGAUUAGUUAGCGUAUGAGUAAACCUGUUGCCUUAAAAGCAACAGUUUGACUCUACUUAAAAAAAUGAGUAAAAAUGUAACUUCCAAUGGUUAUGUUGAGGUAAUUUUUUAUAUUACGCACAUAGCAAAUUUACUUACGUUUUUGUCACACGAUUUUCUCAUUUGUAUACUCUAAAAAGCGAUUAGUUAACGUAUGAGUAAACCUGUUGCCUUAAAAGCGACAGUUUGACUCUAGUUAAUAAAAUGAGUAAAAACGUAACUUCGAAUAGUUAUGUUGACUUAAUUUUUUUUAUUACGCGCGUAGCUAAUUUACUUACGUUUUUCUGACACGAUUUUCUCAUUUGUAUACUCUAAAAAUCGAUUAGUUAAUGUAUGAGUAAACCUGUUGCCUUAAAAGCGACAGUUUGACUACUUAAAUAAGUAAAAACGUAACUUCGAAUGGUUAUGUUGACUUAAUUUCUAAUGUUAUGCGUGUAGUUAAUUUACUUAAUUGUAAGACAAUGGGUUUACUCACUUAUAAAUAUUCAAUUCGACUAAUCGCUUUCUUACAGUGCACAUUUUAUGUUUUUUUCACGUUUUCAUACGAAUCAAAUCAUAUGAAUGACCUAUUUUCAUAAAUUAGUAUGAAUUUCUCAUUUGUACAUUCUAAAAAAGCAUUUAGUUACUGUAUGAGAAAACCUGUUGCCUUAAAAGCGACAGUUUGACUCAAAAAAAGUGAGUACAAACGUAACUUUGACUUAAUUUUUAUAGUGUGCACAUAGUUUACUUAAUAAUUUUAAAAGAAAUAUAAAUACUCAACUUAUCGCUUUCUUACAGAGUACAUUUUAUGAUUUUCUCACCACCAAUGGCGGAUGAGUUUAGGGGCGGGGUUUGGGAUUGCGCAUAGUUUUAAAAAUUGUACGUUUUCGUACAAAUCAAAUCAGAUUAUUUACGUAUUUUGUCAAUGCGGAAUUUUUUUGUAGCUUAUUCGUACAUUUUAGUAUGGUUUUUACCAUCGCCAAUGACAGUUGGGUUUAGGGGUGGAGUUUGGUGAUACACAUAAAAUUAAAAAUUGUACAUUUUCGUAUGAAUGAAAUCGAGUUUGUACGAAUGACCACUUUUCUGACAAUAUGUUAAACAUUUUGUGGAUAAUUUUUAUACGUUUGUACGAUGUCUUUCAAACAUUUUAGAACGAUUUGCUCAUCCCCAACGACACUUGGAUUUAGGAGCAGGGUUUGGGGACACGCAUCCUUUUAAAAAUUUUACACUUUCGUACGAAUCAAAUCGUAAGAGUUUGUAUGAGUUACCACUUUUUGAGUUACUGACAAUGCGUUUAAUAUUUUGUGGCUAUUUUCUACUAAUUUAUACGAUGUCUUUCGAAUGCUUUAGAAUGGUUUGCUCAUCCCCAAUGACAGUUGGGUUUAGGGGCGGGAUCUGGGGACACGCCUUCUUUUAAAAGAACAUUUUCGUACAAAUAAAAUCGGAUGAAAAAUAGUUUGUACAUUAAAAAUCGUACAUAAAAUUGUUACGUUUCCUUGUGAGAUUGAGCCAACACACUCUGCUUGAAUGUCCCUCUACAGGUAACGUCAAACAUAUUUUUGUCUAUGACGACCUCAUAUGUUAACAUGGCAGUGUUACCGGGAGGCUUUUUAACAUCGUGGGAGAAGUAAAGUGUCCAGAAAAAACAAAAGAUCUUGGAGCACUUCCUAUAUCUGAAGUCCCAUCCUCCUCUUUUUAAGGGGGAUGCUACAUGGUAAAACCAGUGUAACAAGAAGUUGCACAAUGCACAAGUCUUUACUUGAUAAUGCCAUAACAUUUAUGACAUGAAAGUAAAAGUUACUUCUUUGAUUGAGACAAAAGUCAAAUGACUGUGAUUUAGUUUGGACCAACUUUUGAAAUAUUUUCAUCAAAGAAAAGUAUGGAAAUAGGCCUCUCAUGUUGUUGUUUUGUCAUUUGUGAAUUGUGUUUUUUUAUAUACCUGUUUAGCUGUUCAUGUUUUAAAUGAUGUAAGUGGUCAUAUUUUAAAUAUAUUACUUGCUGUAUUUUGUACUUUUUGUACAAAGGCAUUUUAGAUAUUAAAAAUUCUGUGGUUUUAAGAAAAAA